UCCAUUCGAACCUGCGAUCGCAGGGCUCUCUUGUCCGCGCUACCUUCCCCUAUGGUCGGGUGGAAACACGCACCAUCUCAAGUAGUCGGGUCAAAAAAGGCAAGCUCGCGAUCCUUCUCGGUGUGCCCGCUGCGCUGCCCUCGCACUCUUCCGACCUCGACUUCUGCUCUUUCCCUUGCCCCAGACGCUCCAUGGAGACCGCCUCCUUCUUCCCGGUGGAUCCGCAGAUCCCCGUCGACUUCAAGAUCCGCAAAUCCCUCACCGGCCACGGGUUAACCGUCCGCGACGCCCAGGGCAGCCUCGCCUACCGGAUCUGCGCCCCCCGGCGCCUCCGCUGCUCCUCUUCCUCCGCCCCCAAUCCUCGCCUCACCAAGACCCUCUUCGACGCCGCCGGCAAUCCCUUGAUCAGCGUCGUCUAUCACAACGAUGAGUGGCACGGCUUCAGAGGGAACAGCCAGGAACUGAAGGAUUUGAUUUUUACAGUGAGAAAGAUAUUAUACUCUCCAUUUGAAACUGAGCUACACGUGUUCUUAUCAAGCACGAAUAUAGGUGACCAAAAACCAUGUUUUAGACUCAAAGGCAACCCUUUUCGAAGAGCAUGCACCAUAAUAAGUGGGAAUUCGACUGUGGCUCAGACAAGUCUCUUGUACAAACUGAGGAAGAUUAUUUAUUCAAGGCAUAAGUUUCGGCUUACUGUUUAUCCUGGAAACGAUUGUGUUCUUGUCAUCGCGAUGCUCAUGGCUUUCUUUUGGAAGUAACCUGCUAACGGAGGGCUAAACGUUGGUGAUGCAGUUGUUAGGAGUUCUCAUUCCUCCACAAGUAAUCUCCUGAGCCAGGUCGAUUAGGCAAUUCAUUGAUUUUUCUCAUGAAUGAUGUCUUAUCACUGGACUGUAAAUUGUUACUGGGGGCAUUUUGAAUGUACUGUAAAUAGUUCCAUUAUCACAUCGAGUAAAGAUUUAUCCAUUUAACCUUGGCCUUCCCAGUUUGUUAUGUCUGUGCACUAGAUAAGAGGCCCAAGGACAUUAUUUGCUGUGAAGAAAUUGGACGGUAAUCAGUACAAGAUUCGGUUUAUGUUU
This is a messenger RNA of Musa acuminata AAA Group (dessert banana), 1076 nucleotides long. Its product is annotated as protein LURP-one-related 7-like. Bases 192 to 758 code for a protein of 188 amino acids. Lineage: Eukaryota; Viridiplantae; Streptophyta; Magnoliopsida; Zingiberales; Musaceae. The transcript has 3 exons. The record is from RefSeq and is a predicted model, not a curated record.